CACCGUGUAGGAUCCGCGCCUGCUGCAGCCUUCAGCCUGGUGCUCUUCCUUCUGCUACAGCAUCACUUUUGUUCACCAUAGAGCCGAGCUGAGCCCUGUUUCCCUGGAGAGUUCGUGGUUAUUUGCACGGGCAGAUGUCUGCCGAGCCAUUUCCUCUCCUCCAGGCCGGCCAUUGUGGCUCCACUCUGAGGGAUAGCGUUGACGUUCAGACUCGUGUAGCUGGAUUUACUUCUUUGCAUGACCACAACGCCUGGAUUGCCUUGUACGUGUGGCUGCCAUGAUGCUUGGGUUACAGGGAAGUACUUCGUCCUCCAAAGUGUAUCGUUGUGUGGCAUGUUCAGCCACCUUCAACGGAUUGGCCUCCUUGCUAGUACAUCAGGCAACCCAUGCUGGUGCGCUCUCCAAGAUCCAUCCACAGCCGAACACCAGCCCACAUGAAACAUUGUUUGCAAGUAUGGACUCAUCCAGUGAACAACCCAAUCUACCAACACUCUUGCCUGAAAGCCCUUCACCUUCUUUUUAUAUUUGUGAUUGUGGAGAGGAAUUUCAGGACUUUGGCCUUAUGCUGGAACAUAAGCGUUCACAUGUCUCUCAACUACAGCUACUGCAACCUUUGGAUGAUAGUAGUAUUCUUGGUGGCACAGAGUGUGAUAAAGCUUUCACCAUCCAGCAUGUAUCAUUAAGUCCAACUGUAACCCAGCUAGGUUUGGUUAGUAGUUGUCCCUCUACCUCAAGGUCCCCAGCUGUCAAACCCACAUUAACAGACCGCAAAGCAGAUGUAAGCCUGGAGGAUGGCAUCGCCAUAGUAACCACUCCUCAAGGCCAGUGUACACCCCCUCAAGAUGACGGUGAGAAACAACUUGAGAACAUGUCAGCCACAGCAGAGCAAAAAUCAGAGACUGGGGAGAACAUGCAAGAAACAAAUUCUGUUCUCAAUAGCGAAAAUGGUCAGAGUCUGCCCAGAAAUAAUGCUCUAAUGAAGUUGGUGGCCUCGGCAUACAUGAAGCGUUUUCCCGCUCUUCCGUUUCAGAAUCAGAACAAUAACACAGUAACCCCCAAACAAGAAGUCGUCCCCGUUGACAUAACACCAGGAGCAAAAACUGAGGUGUCCCCGAUCAACGAUCUCUCUGUUGCACAGUUGAGGCGACUGCUUGCAACACCUGGUAUAAAAACAAAAGCUCCAUCCAUCAGCAGAGUUCUUGAGUCCAGUAAAAAGAAAGUUGUCUCUCUUACUAAGACUUUCUCACCUGUUGUGGUUCUUGAAACCCGUCAUAAACUCAAGGAUCCUGGCAGUAAUGGCACUUAUGGGAGAUAUCAAUGUGGCCGCUGUCGUAGGGUCUUUCAAAACUUGGACAAACUGACAGAGCAUCAUUUCUUGCACAAAAAAGAGAGGAUUAAAUGUUGCCGUCACUGCAAACAGCUGAUCAUUGGGCGGCUGCCUUUACCUGACAAUCACGUAUGCCCUCAGUUAACAAACAAGAACAUACAGCUGUCAAAGUCUUUAAAAAACAAGUCACCAUUUGCCCCAAAACUAGUGCCAUUCCAUAGUCUAAACAAUACUAGAAAAGUUUUCUUUUGUCCAUUGUGCAAGCACAGCUACGCGCGGAGGUGGAACCUCAAAAUGCACAAGUGCCAGGGCCCCGGGUCCGCUGUCCCCCAGCAGGCCAAUCCGCCCAUUCAGAAAAUGCUAGUAUUGAGAUCAGACAGUAAACCCAAUUCAGAUACAGAGAUUAAUGCUGGAUCUCACAUCUCCAAGAGUAUCGCUGUGGGCACUGAAGUUACUGGUCGAAUCAAGGUAGAGGUGACCCCUCCAAAUUCAGAGAUAUCUACAGCUUCACAGUUGGCCUGGACUCGUCCAGCAAACAGCUUCUCCCCAUUCUACCCCAAAUCUUCCAUGACGGAGCAGCACAAGGAUGGCUCCCUGUGCGAUUCGCUCCAGCAAGGGGACGAAAACAGUAGCUGGGGUGGAGCAGCAGUUGAUAAUGAGGACAGUAAUGAGGACAGUAAUGAAGGGCAGUGGACAAUGCCCUUGGAUGAUGAAAUGGAGGUACUUAGCUCUAUGGAGAAAGCUGGUAAUGGAGGAGAGGUGAAGAAGUCUUUGUCAGUCGAACAUGCAGGUACGGCGCCCCCCAGCCUGCGCUAUUUCAUCAGAGAUGGCGUAAAACGUUACCCAUGUAACAGGUGUCAGAAAACCUACAGUCGGCCAUCUACUUUGAGGCGCCAUCUACGCCUGUGCGGGUUUAGGCUACGGGGACCUGGCACUGUGGCACAGAGUAGUAGUCACGGUGCCACUCCACAAAAUGCCAGCAAUAUGAAACCAAUGUUUCCUUGCCAUGUCUGCGGGAGAACCUUUAACCGCAAAGAUAACAUGAUGGUUCACAGAAAAAGGUGUCAGUUGCACCUAACAAUGAGCGAUGUGGACAGAGGGAUUGUGCAGCCGAGUGUACCAGGCAACGCAACGGACGGUCAAACCCAGGAGGACGAUGGAGGCAACUGGGGCAUCAUGUCACUGCCCUCUGUACUCCCAAGGAGGGUGACAUGUGAGUGUGGCGUCGGAUUUACAUCCCCAAGGCUUCUGCUGGAGCAUCUGCAGAAGCAUGCACAGGAGUCAUACACAUGUCCGACUUGUGGAGAGACUGUUAAUUCCUGGGCAGACUACGAAGUUCACCUGCAGAUCCAUAUGCAUCCUCAUCACCAGCUGCUGAAGGGAAUACAGCCCCAGCGAUCGCAACCCCUAUUACUUCGAUUUCAGCAACAGAGACCUCAGCAGCAGCCCUCUCAGCCAGUGCAUCAGCCUCCACAGAAGCAAACUGUCAGAGCAGAUAAGCUUCCAAAUCCAACAAAAAAGCAGCCAAGGAUUGUAUGCACACGGUGCGGAAACACUUUCGCCACUCGCUGCUCCCUCCGAAGGCACGUGUCCUGGAAUCGAUGCAAAGGUGGACGGGCUAUAAAUCCACCCACACACCCACCCAAAACCUAUCACUGUUCCCAUUGCAACUCUCACUUCCCGAACACAAUCAGUCUUCUGUUUCACCAGAGGAGUGGGGCCUGCAAGCCCGCCAUUAAGCCCGUGCGGUGCCCCGUUUGUCUUCGCUGGUUCGGCACUGUGGAUGGUUUGCAGAAACACCUGCUCACUCACAAGCAGUCUGAAUCGUAUCGCUGUGAUGUGUGUCAGGGGACGUACCCCAACCUUAAAUCACUCAAAAACCACCGCAGGAGGAUUCAUCGCAUCAUGGCUGGAGACACUAAGCCAAAAACACAAGAACAGCUGAAUUCUUAAUGAUACUUCAUGUUUUCUGAAAAUCAUCAGAGUCGUGCAUUUAAGAACUUUACAAAUUUCAGUAUAUUUGUCAGUUGACUUGUUUUUAACUUGACUUGGGCUUUUUUUUUUCACUGUCCAUGAGUUAUUUUGACAUUGUACAGCCACAUAAGUUGUUUUUUAAAGCUGCUCUGAGAGUGUGUUAUAGUAGCUUGCCACUGUAAAAACAACAAAAAAAUCACAGCUUUUAUAUACUGUACAUUUUAGUUUUGUCAAGUUAAUCCCUUUAUUACAUAGCCUCAUUAGCCUGUAAAUGUUUGAGUAUUUGGUAAUCAAACUUUUAUCACAGAGGUCGUGAUGUAGCUUGUUGUUCCUGGUGUCAAUAAACAUACCAGUAUGUGAAACAUGUACAUUAUAUCAUUUUGUGCGAUAAGGGAUCAAAUAUCUUAAAGGUUUGCAACAAGUGCAACACAAGAAGGUGAUAUUUUGAAUAUUGUGUAAAGAGCUUGUUUUAAGACGAAAGGGGUUUUAUGUCCUGGCUUUUACUUCCAGAAUGAUUUAAUAUUAGUACACAAAUUUGUGGCAUGCAUACUAAUUAAUUAAUUUAAUUAAUAAUUAAUUUAGUACAUUUGUUCUCUUGUUUGGGAAGUCUUAAAAAAGCAGUGAUCAGGCUUACUCUGCGUGUCAACCGGUCUGUGCUCGUCUAUGAACGCUCUGGAGUAUACAAUUAAAGCACAGCUUCCUUUUGGAUCACAGUUUCUAGUUUGUUCCUUUGUUAAACAAAUAUAAUGUUAAGUAACUUUCAGUCAGUCAUGGGUCAUAAGGUGAAUGUCAAUUAACAGUAAAUGUGUAUGUGUGUAACAGAAAUUUUUUCAUAGAUUUAAAGGAAACCUAGAGCAAAGAAAGGUAAGAAUGUGAACCUUGUAUCCCAAAUGUACAAGUUUGUGGUAGGUUUUUUAAGAGGUUUACUAAUUUGUUAGAUAUUUGUAUCAACCUCAGUUUUUCUUAAAUGAAAAUACCUGAAAUGGACCUAAAAUACCUAAAAUAAAAAAAACCCCACUAAUUUCUGGGGCCGCAGAGAAACCCAGGAAUAGUCACUGUCUCUUUAGUUUACAGUGGUAAGAGGGGAAAUUACUAAAUGUGUGCUGAAUGUAGAUAAACGGCACUGGUAGGAAAAUCAUCAUCUGGAAUAUGAUAGAUUAACCAAGAUAUACCCUGAGGGAACGCUGAUUCACAUGUAGCUGUGUGUAGUUUUUUACUAUUAAUUCAGUAACCCUAUGGGAAAGUCAAUACAACCAACAAUUACCAGUAUAAUCUCAGUUUUCAUUUUUAAUUCAAUAUACACCGCCCACUUGUGUUUAUUAAAUGUAAUUGUAUACGCUCAUUUUUCACAUUGACAGAUAAACAAAUAAACAGGUUCAUUGCCUG
Morone saxatilis (striped sea-bass) is the source of this 4687-nucleotide messenger RNA. RefSeq names its product zinc finger protein Xfin. Gene Ontology annotation, molecular function: RNA polymerase II cis-regulatory region sequence-specific DNA binding; DNA-binding transcription factor activity, RNA polymerase II-specific. Gene Ontology annotation, biological process: regulation of transcription by RNA polymerase II. Lineage: Eukaryota; Metazoa; Chordata; Actinopteri; Moronidae. The record is from RefSeq and is a predicted model, not a curated record.